This is a messenger RNA of Leptinotarsa decemlineata (Colorado potato beetle), 2137 nucleotides long. RefSeq names its product plasminogen. NCBI's taxonomy places the organism in Eukaryota, Metazoa, Arthropoda, Insecta, Coleoptera, Chrysomelidae. Gene Ontology annotation, molecular function: serine-type endopeptidase activity. The record is from RefSeq and is a predicted model, not a curated record. Gene Ontology annotation, biological process: proteolysis.
ACCCAACAUCAUCGUACCACCACCGAAAACCCAGAUAUGGGCGACUUUUUCCCCUCCCGCAAUCAGAGAAGAUACGAGUAUAACAAUAAUGAUGAGAGCACCGUGAGGCAGCCAAGGAGAAGGGGAAACGGGCGAAAAAAAUGCGGAAUGCCCAACAGGAGAAUGAAAAUGUUGAAAAUCAUAGGUGGUACGGAAGCUCAAAGGUACAAAUGGCCUUGGCACGUGGCUAUACUCAACCAGUAUAUGGAGGUCUUCUGCGGUGGCACCCUCAUCGCCUCUCGGUGGGUGUUGACUGCCAACCACUGCAUCCGGAGGUACCUCAGGGUCCGUCUCAACGCCCACGAUUUGCGAUCUCACGACGGACGCGACGUCGAGAUGACCGUCAGCAAGAUGUUUCCGCACCCGAAAUUCAAUUUUCGGACGGUAGACAACGACAUCGCUUUGCUGAUGCUCCCUAAAGCUGUGCGGACGCCGGUUGCUUGUCUGCCCAACAAGAUGCCGCGAACGAGGGAGCUGUGCUCCGUGAUGGGAUGGGGCAAGAUCCAUCCGAUGGACGUGUAUGGGACGAAUCUUUUGCAAGAGGCUAAGCUUCCCAUCGUCCACCCCGAUACCUGUAGAAAGUCCUACCGGCGGUUCCUCAUCAGCGAUAACAUGCUGUGCGCAGGGUGGGCCUCGGGAAGGGCAGACACCUGCGCGGGGGACAGCGGCGGCGGCUUGAUCUGCCCCUCGAGGAGGUAUAAGAGGAUCGUCUACAGUGUGCAGGGCAUCACAAGCUUCGGGGACGGCUGCGGCAGGAGGAACAAAUACGGCAUCUACACAACGGUCUACAAUUACGUCGGAUGGAUCAAUUAUAUCAUAAGUCACUAUUAGUGGGGAAUGUUCAAAAGGAUUGGUUCGAAUACGUCAAUUACCUACAGAAGAUUACAAGCACCCUCCUACACACGCAUUUUCAUUUCAACUUCGCGUUUGGAGUUUCGACUUUUGGGAUCUUAAUUUCGAGUUUUGUAAUCUGAAUUUUUUGAACCCUGAAUUCUAACCACAAACCUAAAAUUCCAACUCUUGAACUACAAAUGUGAUUUUCAACUAAGAACUAGGAAGUGGUACUUUUAAACUAGGUAUUGUCACUUGUAAACUGCGAACUGUAACUCAGAACUUUGGAAUUAUGAUUCAGAAUUGCGAUGAACAUCAGAAUUCCGAAUUUAGAAGUCGAAAUCUACUUUUAUAUUUUGAAUUCAGACAUCAAACUCGGGAUAUCUAUUUCAAAAUUUGGAGUUUAGACUCUGAACUUGGAAUUCUGACUUAUUUCAAUAUUAUGUACUUUCAUAACUUUUGAGCAGGCGUCACUUACCUAACCUUAUGAUAAUUUAGGAAUAUGAAGGCCAUACCAAUACUCAUUUUUUUUUUUUUCAACAUUAACACAGCGGUCGUGUGAUGAGUAUUGACGUUUUGUAGCAAAAUUUCAAACACUUUGUAACACAAUUUUCAAAGGGUUAGUUCUAAUAACGAUUUUUAAUAUUUUAUUAAAAUAUUAUGUAUAUUGAAUUUACAAGUGAUUGAUGAUAGAUUUUCCUUAUAUGAUAAUUGCGGUAUAAUUAAUACACUUUUAUAGCGGCCAGUUAUAGCUGGCAACUAUGGACUACUUUGAUCAUGGGGUUAUUGGCAAAAAAGUAUUACUAUUGACUUCUUCUCUUCUCUUUGCAAAUGAAGAGUUAUAUUGCUAACUGAAUUCUGAGUAAAGACAAUGAUAAUUAGUUUAUUUAACCUGUUUUAAACAAUUUAUGAACAUGAUAAAUUUAAUUAAUCAAAAAUUGGCUAAAAAAUCUAGUCAUAAUUUUGAACACUGUAGUUGAAGCUACACAUUUUAACGUGAAAUAUCCAUCACAGAAUGGUCAAUAUACCAGACCAUUAUUCCUUAACAAUUUAUAUUAGAAAUCAAAUUAAGGAUUGUCUCUACGGAAGGCAGGGAACAUAGCUAGAUGUAGUAUGACUGCCAUACUGUAACUUAUUAGUUUUAGGAAAUGAGCCAUAAUAUACUAAGAAUGCCUGUUUCUAUUUACCAUAUAGAAUUUUUGUACAUAUUUUUUAUAAUCUUCGGAUAUUUACCAUAAGAAUUCUAAUAAAUUAUUGUAAAAAAUCA